AUGGAUCACUUAUCAUUGCACGGGAAUACGAUCGAGCAUUCAUUAGGUUUUACCAGGAAAACUGCAAUGUCAUUUUGGUCUAAUACAACAAAACGAGUUCGUGUAGCUGGUGGCCUCAUAUUAUUUUCGGUCCUAUCAAUAACGCUUUUAUGUUACUCGAGGUCCUUUCUGAUGCCCACGAUGCCCAAAGUGUCACUCCAUUACGGUGUCGAUUCCCACUCGCCUUAUAACGUCUCUAAAGUCGCGCUCCUCAUCGAGAACAGAGUGAACCCGAUCCUCACGCCAUUACUUAUCCACUUCAUGUCUGUAGUCCCACCGGACUGGCGAUUUCGCUUUAUGGGCAGUAAUGAAAGCGUCGACUACUUGAAGCAAAGUAGUUCAAUACGCGGUCACGUCGAGUCUGGGAAGCUAGACCUUACCUAUAUUCCAGAAAAUAUGACAACUGGAAGCCAAGAAGAGAUUUCAACAUUCUUAACCACACUCUGGCUUUACGAAACGGUUUUGCAGCCCGCGGAAUGGCUAUUGAAUACGAUUGGUCUGCGUCGUGUCAGCGCUAUCGUCGACGUCCUCCGCAAUCAAGUCCGUGCUCCUCACUCCGAACCUGAGGAUGUGUGGCUCGCAGAGAGACUUGGCCAUCGACCCGGGGCCAAAUUAGCAAAUGGAACAGCAUCUUUGACAUUUUCCGGUGAAAUGCACCGUGGAAAACCUGAACAAGUACCCGCGGACGAGGAUGGCGAGGCCGACAAUGCGGAUUCCACCAAAGCAGGAAAAUUGAUGAAGGGACUUGAUGAUUGGAGGGAUGGGUUUUAUGAACCCAUGGGAUAUCAUACAGGAGACUCAGGGAAUACACUCCACAGUGGUAUUUGGGGGACUCCAGCUCAGAGACAACACAUUUGGAAGUAUUGCCCGGAGAUGAAAAUGACGUUGGUAAUGGAUGCGGCAAAAUAUGUUCCCGGGAACUGUAACAAUCAAUGGAAACGAUGGAAUACAGGGGACGAGGGAGAAGGAACGGAUGAACUGGGUGUGGCAACGGAGAUCAUCAAUGGGGUAGAAUAUCCUUUACUACCAGCAGGAUUGACUCCUUGGUAG
Messenger RNA from Lachnellula hyalina, 1089 nucleotides. RefSeq lists its product as uncharacterized. The record is from RefSeq and is a predicted model, not a curated record. Bases 1 to 1089 code for a protein of 362 amino acids. The transcript is spliced from 4 exons. NCBI's taxonomy places the organism in Eukaryota, Fungi, Ascomycota, Leotiomycetes, Helotiales, Lachnaceae.